AUGGCUGCAGCUGCCACGGGCCCUAAGGACAUGUCAACUGCCAUUCUCAUUAGAGUGGAUCAAUCGGGAAAUGGAGAUUUUAAGAAGAUACAAGAUGCCAUUGAUGCAGUUCCAUCUAAUAACUCUGAAUUGGUUUUCAUUUGGGUCAAGCCAGGGACAUACAGGGAAAAAAUUGUUGUGCCUGCUGAUAAACCAUUUAUAACUUUGAGUGGCACAAAAGCCUCUAACACCAUCAUAACAUGGGGUGACACCCGGAAGAUACAUGAUUCUGCAACACUCUCCAUAUUGGCUUCCGACUUUGUUGGACGAUAUCUCGUAAUUCAGAAUACAUUUGGGACAUCAGGCAAAGCUGUUGCUCUUUGGGUAGCAGGAGAGGCUGCAUUCUAUGGUUGCAGAAUUCUUUCUUAUCAAGAUACUCUCCUGGAUGAUGCUGGCAGACAUUACUACAGCAACUGCUAUAUCGAAGGAGCCACUGAUUUCAUAUGUCGAAACGCUGCUUCCCUCUUUGAAAGAUGCCGUUUGCAUUCACUUUCCAAAGGCGGUGGAGCUAUCACUGCUCAGCAUCGGAAUUCUCCAUCAGAGGACACUGGCUUUACCUUCUUGGGUUGCAAGAUCACUGGUGUUGGAACUGCUAUUCUUGGAAGACCAUGGGGGCCUUACUCUAGGGUGGUGUUUGCCCUAACUUACAUGUCCAGUGUAAUUGUUCCACAGGGCUGGGAUGACUGGGGAGAUCAAAGCAAGCGCAGCACUGUGUACUACGGAGAGUAUCAAUGUUACGGUCCUGGGGCCAAUAGAACGAAGAGGGUUGAAUGGUCAAAAAGUCUAUCCAAUGAAGAUGCUGCACCCUUCUUAACUACGGACAUAAUUGGGGGGAAAGAUUGGCUUCGACCUGCACCAACUCACUUCAAGAGAGGCUCUACCAUUGUCACAGUGAAGGCUAAUGGAAAUAACUAG
Messenger RNA from Juglans microcarpa x Juglans regia, 954 nucleotides. RefSeq names its product putative pectinesterase 11. Gene Ontology annotation, biological process: cell wall modification. Gene Ontology annotation, molecular function: pectinesterase activity. The record is from RefSeq and is a predicted model, not a curated record. NCBI's taxonomy places the organism in Eukaryota, Viridiplantae, Streptophyta, Magnoliopsida, Fagales, Juglandaceae.